This is a messenger RNA of Aspergillus japonicus CBS 114.51, 1563 nucleotides long. RefSeq lists its product as uncharacterized. Gene Ontology annotation, biological process: amino acid transmembrane transport. Gene Ontology annotation, cellular component: membrane. Bases 1 to 1563 code for a protein of 520 amino acids. The record is from RefSeq and is a predicted model, not a curated record. Gene Ontology annotation, molecular function: amino acid transmembrane transporter activity. The transcript has a single exon. Lineage: Eukaryota; Fungi; Ascomycota; Eurotiomycetes; Eurotiales; Aspergillaceae.
AUGCACCGCCUCCCCCACACGCAACGGGGCAUCAAGUCGCGCCACGCGCAGAUGCUGGCCAUCGGGGGCACGAUCGGCACCGGACUCUUCGUCGGGGUCGGGUCUGCGCUUUCCAUCGCGGGCCCCGCCUUCCUCCUCCUCUCGUACGCCCUAAUCUGCCUCCUCGUCUACGCCGUCAUCACCGCCACCACCGAGAUGAACACCUACCUGCCCGUCCACGGCUGCUCGAUGGCCGCCUACGCCACGCGCUUCGUCUCCCCAUCCCUCGGCCUCUCUUUGGGGCUGCUAUACUGGUACAGCUUCGGCAUCCUAGUGGCGUACGAAACCACCGCCGCCGCUCUGGUCAUCAACUACUGGAGCAACCCCGUCCCACUCGCCGUCUGGAUAACCCUCAUGCUCCUCGUCGUAUUCGCAUUGAACUUCAGCCCCGUGCGCAUCUACGGCGAGACGGAAUUCUGGUUCGCCUCGCUGAAAGUCUUCCUGAUCCUCGGCCUGUUGAUCCUGAGCUUCAUCCUCUUCUGGGGCGGCGGACCCAGCCACACCCGACUGGGCUUCCACUACUGGAACCACCCGGGGGCCACCAACACGUAUUUAGUAUCUGGCGCAACCGGCCGCUUCUGCGCCUUCGUCUACACGCUCUGCUACUCGGUCUUCUCCUUCACCUUCGGCCCCGAGCUGUUGGUGGUCGCCGCCGGCGAAAUGCAGAACCCACGCACGAACCUGCCCCGCGCGGCGCGCCAAUUCUUCUACCGGUUACUGGUCUUCUACGUGCUCGGCGUGCUGGCCAUCGGGGUGAUCUGCCCCAGCAACGCGUCCGGCCUGACCACGGGGACGGGCGUCAACGCCUCGCCGUGGGUGAUCGCCAUCAAGCACGCGGGGAUCUCCGGCCUGGACAGCGUCGUCAACGCCGUGAUCAUCACGUCGGCCUGGUCCGCCGCGAACUCGUACCUGUACAUGUCCAGCCGCACGCUCUACUCCCUCGCCGCGGCCGGCGCCGCCCCGCCACUCUUCAAAAGGUGCACCCGCCACGGCGUGCCCUACUACGCCGUCCUGGCCAGCGCCAGCUUCGGCGCCCUCGCCUACAUGGACUGCAGCGCCGGCGCCAGCACCGUGUUCACCUGGUUCGUCAGCCUGACUAACUCCGCCGGCAUGAUCAGCUGGACGGCCUGCGCGGUCGUCUACCUCCGGUUUCGUCGGGCGUGUGCCGUGCAGCGUGUUGCCGUGCCGUAUCGCUCGUGCUGGCAGCCGUAUGGGGCCUGGGCUGCUAUGGUGGUGUGUCCGGCGAUUCUGCUGGGGCAGGGGUUUCAGUAUUUUGUGGCGGGGAAUUGGAGUGUGAGUGGGUUUUUGACGAGUUAUAUCGGGGCGUUUGUGUUUUUGGGGGUGUAUGCGGUGAGAUGGGGGUUGGGGGCGUGGAGGUGGGGCGAGGGCUGGUGGUUGAGUGUCCACGAGGUGGAUUUGAGGAGUGGGCUGGAGGAGGUCGAGGCGUUGGAGUUGGUGGUUGAGUGUGAGGGUGAGGAUGGUGGGGGGAGGAAGGGGAGGUGGUGGGAGAGGGUGUGGGGAUAG